GGGGAAAGGAAACGGUGAAGAGCUCUUGAUAUUCUACACAGAGUCAAGUACGGGGAGGCCGGAUGCAUCUGGAUACCGGUUCAACCAAUAAAACAUUAAAAUCACUAACAAUAUCAACAACCCCGAGAGAGCUCAUCCAUCAAUCCGGUAUCCAGGUGCAUCCCGUCUCCCCGUACUGUACUAUAUGAUAUCCCAUGCUCGCCCGGUUCAUCUCUCCAGCCCGGCUCUCCCAAGCCAGAAAGCUCACAUCCCUCAAGAUGACCAACCCAGUCGAAAUCAGCGUAUACCCACACGCCACCGGCCUGGCCGCCACCUCCGCCGCCGCCCACGAGGCAGAACACCCCCUCAAGCUCUACGGGAGCUGGUUCUGCCCCUUUGUGCAGCGGGCCUGGGUCGUGCUGCACGAGAAGAAGAUCCCCCACCAGUACGUCGAGAUCAACCCGUACAACAAGUCGCCCGAGUUCCUGGCCCUGAACCCGCGGGGGCUCGUGCCCACGCUCGGCGUGCCCGCCGGCACGUCCGGCAAGGACCCCAAGCCGCUGUACGAGAGCCUCGUGCUCUGCGAGUACCUGGACGAGGCGUACGCCGACGAGGCGCGGUUCGGGCCGCGGCUGCUGCCCGGGGACGCGUACGAGCGGGCGCGGUGCCGGCUCUGGGCCGACCACGUCGCCACCAAGGUCGUCCCUGCGUACUACAAGGUGCUCAUGCACACGCCGGACAAGGCCCACAGCAUCGAGGACGCGAGGGCUGAGUUCCUCGGCAGCAUCGAGACGCUGGUGGGGCAGAUGGGCGGGGGCGGGCCGUGGUUCCUCGGGGACCGCUUCAGCCUCGUCGACGUGAUGCUGGCCCCCUGGGCUGUGAGGCUGUUCCUGCUCGAUCACUACAAGCCCGGGGGUUCGGGGAUCGACGAGGCAAGGGCCAAGGACCAGACUACCUGGGCGAGGUGGCAGAAUUGGUUCGAUGCCAUCACCUCGAGGCAGAGUGUCAGGGAGACGUCGAGCGAUGAUGAGAAAUACAUCGACUACUACAGGUCGUAUACUCAGGGCACGACCCCGUCCAUCGUUGGGCAGGCCACGCGCAAGGGGUGAGAGGCUGCCCUGAGGGGAAUUUUAGGACUUGAAAUUGGAGCACUAUGGUCUACCCAACCGGCCAUUGAUGCUGGACGCCAUCCCAUGACAGUAUUCAUGUUGCCCCAACGUGGUGAUAAUGUCCUAUCUGCACAAUCCAACCGCCGCCUUGUAAUUCUUUCUUGGCACGUUGCUGAUGCUACGACGGAUGCUAGGUGGUGUUGACUAAAGAGAUGCCCUGCUUAUCGUGAUAAGUUGGGCAGUGCCUGGAUAAUCGGGUACUUAAGAAGUCAAUCCCGGAAUUUUAUGGCUACGA
Messenger RNA from Diaporthe batatas, 1383 nucleotides. RefSeq lists its product as uncharacterized. Bases 195 to 1088 code for a protein of 297 amino acids. Gene Ontology annotation, cellular component: cytoplasm. The record is from RefSeq and is a predicted model, not a curated record. Gene Ontology annotation, molecular function: glutathione transferase activity. Lineage: Eukaryota; Fungi; Ascomycota; Sordariomycetes; Diaporthales; Diaporthaceae. The transcript has a single exon.